CCUUCGAUAUUUCUGUCAUGAAAAAGUGUAGUUAAACUGACAGCAACGUGAAAGUUGAAGAUUUGAGAUCAAAUGUUCGAUGAUGUACAAUGAAAAGGCUAAAGGAGGGAUUCAUCGAGAACAAUGAGGAGUUAAUACAUUGUUUAGCUAUAACGGUGUGCGGUACAUUCAUAUACGGAAAACAUUUUAUUCUUUAACUUGGCGAUCUAAAUUCAGUUGCAGUUAGUAGAAACCGGUUUGAUAUCUGAAAAAAGUCAAUUCUCUUUGACGAGGUCAAUUUUCUAAGGAACGAACGCACCAUGGUUUGAAGUAUACAUAUAUGUAACUGGAAAUGAACAGAAUUCACUGUUCGAUAUGUUAUCCAUGAAGAACAUAGUAGGUACGAAACGUGUAGGUGAAACUUGUUUCGGCCGAAGAGCAGUUUCAAACACUAUACUAAUUGCUCGAUCGAACGAAUUAUUGCGACACAUUUGAACUAGAAUUUAAGCAAGAAAAAUAUCAAAACCUUCGUUAACAUGUAUACUUUGAUGAAUUGUGACAAAAAUAAUGUUCGGAUCAAGUCUAUGAACGUGAAAUGUGCCAAGUAUACACAUGCAAGUAUACAAGUAUAGCUAUACCAAAAACUAUACACUUCGUUGACGAGAAAAGGAAAAGUUACAGUAUGAAGAACAAGGAGAGGCAAAGAAAGUGAAUGACGGCCGAAUCUUGGAGGGAUCUCGUCGAUCGCAUCAAUCGAAAGGAAUCACUCCUCGAUUUCCGUCAAGUGAAAACAAUGACCUUCGAUAGGCGUCUCUGCAAGAAAGAAAGUCCACGCGAUCUGUUUCCAUACGAUUUCAAUAAAUUACAUGCUAAGCAGCGCGUUGAAUUCAAGGGGGAGAAGCGAUUCACGCUGCCGAGGAGUCAAGAAAUCGAAGAAAAGAGAUCGAAAGUUUCUCAGUGGGCGUGAAUUUUGAUUUUGUUCUCCCUCCUCUUCGGUUCAGCCAGGUGCUUACCGAUUGAUUGACGUACAAUUCAACGAUCAUGUCAAAAUCACUGGCUCCAUUUACAAAAUCCAUAUAAUUAUAUAACGUUAACUUUUUAGAACCGUUAAGUUAAAAAUUGGUAUCUUAGAAUGUAAUGUACCCGAGAAAUUAAACUGAGAAAAUAAUUGAAAAGCGAAUAAGUGCAUAAGAAGAAAGGAAAGAAUACAAGAACUUUUUAUGGAUGUAAUCAAGAUAUGGAUUCUGCGUGAAAGGCAAUUAAAUUAAGUACGAAUAAACCAACCUACUUUCGACAUUUCAGUAACACAGUGCGCAGCUUACGAUUUAGGUGAAAAGCAAUUAAAGUGUGUAUUUGUAUGUCAUGCAUACGAAAAGAUACAAAGAUGCACGCAAAUAGGCCAGUGAUACGCAAAAAAGCAACUUUAGCUCAUCAUUAUUUAUCGCAAGUUCUUGUCUCAAAUUCUUAUACCAUUUGCUACUUUUAGAUUUUUAAAUGACAAUAGAAACUUAAUAAAUGAAUAUAGAAUAGCCUGUCGAUGUGCUCCAACAGUUUAUAAAAUCAUAAUAAACAGUUCAUUAAUGCAUAUAAAGAUUAAAGUCACGUUUAUUGAAUGCAAAUAAAGUUUUAGCAACGGCGUAAAAUUUGAGUCAUCGAAAUACGGCGACCUACUAUCGGAAGAAAAUUUUCAUGUGGUGCGUGGUAGAAAGCCACUUCACCUGAUUUCGUUGGGACCCCAUUGCUAUUGAAAAUACUUUGCGGAAACGACCGGAUGUGAAUUCUCGUGUCUAUAAAAAUAAGAAGUAUUAAAAGGCCGUAGCUAUCGGUGACGUAAGAAUUGCAUCCAACCGUGCAAUCAACCGCUUUUUCUUCAGGUGCUUCGUUAAAAUCUCAUUAACCAUGAAAACACAUCCAUUGGUAUACAAAUAUUGCCAAUAAUUAUGUUCACCUUUAUCUAUUCUUUCUUAAUUCCAAUAGCUUUCGACAUUCGUGUGAAAAAAACGUAAGGAAUUUCACUUAAGAAUUUCUGAUUUGACGCAGCUCUGUUUCACUUUCUUGAAUUGCCAGAUAGGUAUCGUGCUUUAACUGCAAUCGAUUACAUAUCAUAGUACAAUACCUGCUUCGUUACGUAUAUACAUAUAAAUUCCACGUUUAAUGUAAUUAGCUUUCUAUUAUUUCCGAUUCGAUUUUUACGAUCUAUAUCCUAUAUAUCAUGUAAUACAAUUUGACAUAGUAGAGCACGUUUGUAAAGCUUUUCGAUGAUGAAACAUGAUCCAAAAUUCUACUUCGUAUCCUACUUCAUUAAUUAAGAUCUCUAUAUGUCUCAUCCAUUUUAUAAGAUUCAUUUUGGGAAUGCGUGGGCGAAAGGAACGAAUGGAUAAAAGAAACUAUUUAGCGUUCCGCGAAUAAAGCCACGCGAAACAACUUAUUAAUGCUUGAAAUGAAAAUGGAAAGUCAGAGAGAAAAGAUUUCAGCUUCAAAGUAAGCCAAAGAAAUUAUUUUACCGUUCGCAGCACAUGAAAACUUUUUCACUGUAAACAUCCACGCCUUCUUCUAUUAAUCACAAUUUCAGAAGACUACGUUUAAUUUAGUUCCAAAUCAUCUAAAUCCAAGGUAAAUUGCAUUUGCCUAUAAAUGUCCCAUGCUGAACAUUACACUUAAUUAAAUCAUUAGGACUGCUUCACUGCAUCAUCCGAUAUAAUCCGAUAAAAUAAAAUUAGAAUAAUUCACAGUUAUACUUUUAUACCAUUACAUCAAAUUCAUCUUGCUCAUUGUAUUGAUAUGACAUUGAUCAUUUUUCGCUGUUUAAGAUCACCGUUUGUGGGCCAAAAAUUUUGGAGAACACAUCGAUUUACAAUGUACAUCGACCAAUGUCUCCCACUACCCCAAAGCGAACCCAGAUAUUACUUGGUGGAGGUAACUUUCAGCGAGACACGCUAUAUAAGAGAAUGAAGAACCGGCCGGCCAAGAUAAAGCUCGUGUGUUGUCAAUCGUGCUGUUACUCCUCUACCUCCGUCGUUGACAGAAUGUAUUGGCUGUGUCUAGCGGCAUUAGCUGCAACUGCAGCAGCGCAGGGAUCUUACGAUCUAGAACCAAGAGUGCCUUAUCCCGGCAAAUCAUCCAGUUUAGGGCCACUCUAUUCGUCUGGCCUUAGUGCUGGUCAAGGUUUCCGCGAUAACAGCUACGAGGAUAACAUUGUAACACCUACUCCUUCUCCGACGCCUGCUUUCAGAAAUCCCAGCAGUCAACCACCUCUAUACCGUAAACCAUCGGGCCCACCUCUCGAUCAGGCAGCUAUCAGAGUGAGUGGACCACCACGUAGUGGUAUUCUUCGUGGUGGACAACCACAAAAUGCUCGGGAAGCUGAAGAAUUGGAAGAGAAAGAAGAGCCCGAUCGUUUGACUCUUCUUUUACCACAAAGUAAAUUCGAUUGUGUGAACAAGCAAACGGGCUAUUAUGCCGAUGAAGAUCUUAAUUGCGAAGUCUUCCACUAUUGUCAAGACAACGCGAAACACUCUUGGAUCUGCCCCGAAGGAUUUACAUUCCAUCAGGUUCAUCUAAUUUGCAUGCCUCCGAGUGGAGACAUCAAUUGCAAAAAGAGUUCGCAGUACCAUUUCGUCAACGAGUACCUUUACAAACCAUUGAACUUGGCUGAAGCUGAGAACAAACCUAACGUAACCUUGAGAUACAGCGAAAGAUACUUCCCGACAGACAUUCACCCGGACGAGCGCGAGGCUGGUGACUAUCAGAUUACUCCUUCUGCACCUAUUCGCCGCCCUACUCCACCUGUGUAUGCGAGUCCCCAACCUACGUUGAACAGUAUUCCACCGUCAGCACGUCCACAACCAACGGGUCUUCCUCAAUUUCGUUUACCCGUGAACCAAGUUUUCCGCAGUCCCGAGGAAGUGAACAUUCCUCUUCAACAUAGACGCCCGCAACCUCAACACCAGCCUGUGAGAAGAUUCCCUCAAGUACGACCCGAUGACGAAGAGUACGAAUAAAUUCAAUCGGCAUUCCUUUGAUAAUUAUCAUCCAUCGUCGCAAUCAUCGUCACAUUUCUGUCGUUAAUUAUAUCACAUCUGGUGUCAUCAUACAUCUUUCGUUGAAAUUACAAAGAAAAGAUAAAAGCACACUCUGGAGUAAUUAUUAUAUUUAUUCGAAUAAAGUAUAGUUAUAGUUCUAUGAAUUAAUUGUAUAAUAUAUAAAUCGUUUCUAGCAUUUCGUACUCUUACUCUGUAGAAAUCUGACAAUUAUUUUUAGAUUGAGAACGAUUGAUAACCGGAUUUAUAAUUGGUAUACUGAAUUAGAUAUGAAAUUAUAUUUAUGGAUAUUGCAAACAUGCUAAUAUAUGUAUAUUCAACAUUAGUUUAACAGUGAUAACCAAUAAAUUGUUAUUACGUUAUCUUUAAUAACACUUGUUACUUUAGAAUGCUGCUAUUAUGAAUAUUUUUGAAAUGCGUGCUGAGAAUCCCAAAAACAAGAAAGCAAAAUUUAUAUAAGACGCGCUUAAGGUUAUGUGCGCGGAGAAAUAUCUGUUUAAACGAGUUAUGUAUGGUAUAAAAUAUAUAGAAAAAUUAAGUCAUGCAUAUGUAUCAGA
This is a messenger RNA of Bombus huntii, 4576 nucleotides long. RefSeq lists its product as uncharacterized. Bases 2850 to 3980 code for a protein of 376 amino acids. Gene Ontology annotation, cellular component: extracellular region. The record is from RefSeq and is a predicted model, not a curated record. The transcript has 6 exons. NCBI's taxonomy places the organism in Eukaryota, Metazoa, Arthropoda, Insecta, Hymenoptera, Apidae. Gene Ontology annotation, molecular function: chitin binding.